Molecule: messenger RNA, 733 nt
Organism: Jatropha curcas
Lineage: Eukaryota; Viridiplantae; Streptophyta; Magnoliopsida; Malpighiales; Euphorbiaceae
Source: RefSeq, a predicted model, not a curated record
CUUCUUCCCAGGGAAAACUGCAUAAAUCUGCAGUUACAUUUUCUUUCGCUCGAUUGACAGCAAAAUCAUACUUAAAAGGGAAAGAGCUUCAGUAAUGGAAAGCUUGGUCCAACGUUUUCCAGUCCCUCACAAGAACUUAUCCCUAAACAUCAAGGGAAACAAGACAGACAUAGUCAUUUGCAGUUAUGAUGACCAUUUUUUUGUGAGCUUUGGAAUCCCCAUUUGUUCGCAUUCGGUAAUGCCUGCUUAUUUCUGUGAGGAUGUUUCUGAUGUUUAUAACACUUCUCAGGUGAUUGCUACCCAAAUAGGAACCAUGGGGACAAUACUGCAUGCCAGGAAGGAGGAAGGAGUGUCAAUCAAUUCCACAUACAGUGUCUCUGUAAUAUUUGGUAAACGAGACGAGGCAAUGUUAGUAGCUUGUGCUCGACAACUGAUUGAACACAUAAGCAACUCGGGGUCCUCCAGGCCAUUGGUGCUCUCUCUUGGUCUUAAAGACCAUUCCAUGGAGACGGUGAAAGAGAUUGUUUCUGCCAUUGUUGAAAAUCGUAUGUGGUAACCAAUUGCCGUCCAAAAUCUGUUCUAGCUUCUGAUUUGAUAUACUGAUAAGUACUUGACUCGUCCUGGGAUAUGAAUUAAUGAGUUUAGAUCUAAUGAAUUAAAUUUUGUUUAGCGUUCCUGUAGUUGCAUAACUCAUUAAUGAUAAAAAUUAAUAAAAUUAGUGAAUUGAUCUGCA